Bubalus bubalis (water buffalo) is the source of this 2749-nucleotide messenger RNA. RefSeq names its product solute carrier family 49 member 3 (gene SLC49A3). Gene Ontology annotation, molecular function: transmembrane transporter activity. NCBI's taxonomy places the organism in Eukaryota, Metazoa, Chordata, Mammalia, Artiodactyla, Bovidae. Bases 235 to 1734 code for a protein of 499 amino acids. Gene Ontology annotation, cellular component: membrane. The record is from RefSeq and is a predicted model, not a curated record. The transcript is spliced from 10 exons. Gene Ontology annotation, biological process: transmembrane transport.
CACCCCUUUCAGGAAGUGCGGCCUUUCCGCGAGGCAGUGACUUCCCGGAGCCGCUCCUGACCCACGUGCGUGAGCGCAUCCAUCGCGGGGCCUCGCGAGGGCAUCUUGGUCCCCUUUCAGCCUGACCAGUGGUAACCCCUGCCUGUGGGGCGGGUUCUGACCCGACCCCACCUCCGAGGGCGGUCCUGGCCUAUCAGCGCGGUUCCAAAAGUCGGCGGCCCGGGUGCAGCGGCAAUGGCGGGGCCAGCGGGGGACUGGCCAGAGGCCGCCGCGGCGACCUCGGUCCGGAGCGCGCUGGGGGGCUACCGCGCCUACGCCCGUCGAUGGGUCUUCCUGCUGGUGAUCAGUCUGCUCAGCUGCUCCAACGCCACGCUGUGGCUCAGCUUCGCGCCCGUGGCUGACACGAUCGCCCGGCACUUCCUCCUCUCCACGGAGCAGAUCAACUGGCUGUCACUGGUCUACCUCGUGGUGUCCAUCCCAUCCGGUGUGGUGGCCAUCUGGGUUCUGGACUCCGUUGGACUCUGCAGGGCGACCACCCUCGGCGCGUUCCUGAACUUCUGGGGGAGCGUGAUCCGCUCCAUGCCUUGCAUGGCCCUUGGCAUCCAGGACCCGUUUGUCUUCCUCCUGGGUGGGCAGAGCUUCUGCGCCCUGGCCCAGACCCUGGUCAUCUUCUCUCCAGCCAAGCUGGCUGCCUUGUGGUUCCCUGAGCACCAGCGAGCCACAGCCAACAUGAUCGGCACCAUGUCAAAUCCCCUGGGUAUUCUGGUGGCCAACCUGCUGUCUCCCACUCUGGUGAAGACGGAGGAGGACAUCCCCUUGAUGGUGAGGGAGCUCACAGGCACCUACAUCAUCCCUGCCGGCCUCACAUUCCUGCUGGCCACUGCGUGCCUCUGGGAGAGUGUGCCCCCCACCCCGCCCUCUGUGGGGGCUGCCCAGUCCACCUCGCUGUCAUUCCUAGCUGGGCUGAAGCUGCUCACAAGGAACAAGGCCUACAUGGUCCUGGCUGUGUGCUUUGGGGGCGGCAUUGGCAUCUUCUCCAGCUUCUCAGCCCUCCUGGAGCAGGUCCUCUGUGUGAACGGCUACUCCAGCGAAUUUGCGGGCCUCUGCGGGGCUCUCUUCAUUGUGUUUGGAGUCUUGGGGGCAGUGGCUCUGGGCCUGUAUGUGGACAGGACCAAGCACUUCACUGAGGCCAUCAAGAUCGGCCUCUGUCUGACGUCUCUGGCCUGCGUGGCCUUUGCUGUGGUGUCUCAGCUGCAGGGACAGACCGUCGUGCUGGCCGCCAUCUGCUCGCUGCUGGGGUUCUUUGGCUUCUCGGUGGCGCCCGUUGCCAUGGAGCUGGCGGUCGAGUGCUCCUUCCCCGUGGGUGAGGGCGCAGCCGCGGGCCUGGUCUUUGUGCUGGGCACUGAGGCAGGGCUGAGGGCUUCGUGGCUGUGCAGGCAGGCCGAGGGUGUUCUCAUCAUGGUGCUGCUGACUUCCCUGACCGUGCGCCACGCGGAGCCGUCUGUCUCCACCUGCCAGGAUGGCCAGGGCCCACUGGACUGGAAGGCGCCCAUGCUGCUGAUGGCCGGCCUCUGCGUCCUCUUCAGCUGCCUCUUUGUGCUCCUUUUCCACACACCGUACCGGCGCCUGCAGGCUGAGGCCGAGGCCAGCCCCUCCAUUCAGGAGGAUGAACGCCCAGCAACCGCAGCAGCCCUGGACCUGGACCACGCGCCCUACCUGGCAGCCAUGCCCUGAGGCUCCACCGUAGCACCCUGGUCCCCAGCAGCCCCUUCCUGGAACUGGUGCUCCUGGCCCUGGCUCCUUCCUCCUGGGAGCCCUCCAAGACAUCUCAGGGGCCCUGUAGAGGGCCAGAGGCUGGAGAGCAGUUGGCAUGAGAAAAAGAGGACCUGGGGAUGCGAAGGGGAGGCAGGGACGUGGGCUCUGGUCCCUUUGGCUGGACCUGUUACGACUGAGGCUAGGACGACGUUGGCAUCCUGGGGGGACCCAGGGUUGUGGCAGGGGGGCCCAGGGGAUUCUCUGUGGCCGUAGCAAGAAGAGCUGCUGCUGUGCAGACAAGAGGCCACUGACCAGGGGUACCCCAGUGGCCACACCAGGCCCAGGGUGGCUACUGCAGGGGCUGGCCUGGCACCGGGGGGCCAGGGUGAGGGGGAACUGAGUGGGUGUGGGAUUCCGAAGGCCCCAGCAUGGCUGAGUGUGGGGUGGACAGGUGUGAGGCAGGCCUUCCUUGAAGGAGCCCGUCCUGGGGCCACCUGUGUCCCACCUCUGCUGACCACUCAAUGACCAGCCCUCCAGCCUGCUGCCAGCAUAGAUGGGCAGAGCAGGUGGGGCCAGGCUGGGCAGGAGGUGGAGGCUGGGCCCCAGGCAGACGCUGCUACUCCCUGAAGACCCGCCUGCCCCCAGGGGGUUACCCCUACCCCAGACCUCCUCCACCCCACGGACACUCCCACCCCCAGGAGGACACCUCCGCCCAACAGAGACACUGUUUGUGGGCAGGAAGGUUGGUGGGUUCACAUUUAUUCAACUGGCCACAGCCCCGUGGGGUGGGGUGCCUCUCACUCCUCUUCCCAUGGGCAAACACGUGGCCCAGCACCUUGUAGCCCAGGCUAUGUACAGUAUCGCUGGUGGAGAACUGGAACAUCUGGUCGACCUGCAAGUUUGGUGUGGGGGGUGUCAGGCCCAGGAUGGCAUGGAGGGAGUGGAGGGUCCCCAAGGCUGCAGCCAGCAGGUGAAUUACAGGAACUGGACUCCA